Molecule: messenger RNA, 2553 nt
Organism: Anarrhichthys ocellatus (wolf-eel)
Lineage: Eukaryota; Metazoa; Chordata; Actinopteri; Perciformes; Anarhichadidae
Product: serum response factor-like
Exons: 7
Coding region: 483-1769 (428 amino acids)
Biological process (GO): positive regulation of transcription by RNA polymerase II
Molecular function (GO): protein dimerization activity; cis-regulatory region sequence-specific DNA binding; DNA-binding transcription factor activity, RNA polymerase II-specific
Source: RefSeq, a predicted model, not a curated record
GUCACAGCUCUUCUAUAACACGUCAUGAUUAAAACGUUCAGGGGACGACGUGCAGGGAACGUUUCUGAUGACGUACCCUGUGUAAUAUUUUUUAGAGCAGGAGAGAGAAUAUAGUGCGUACUGUAUGGAGAACUACAUUCCACAGCGGAGGGAUAUCAGCAGGCGCUGCUCGUGUGUCAGAGGUCCGGCCCUCACUAAUCACUGUACUAAAAACACUACUUUGUAACUUUGAGCACCGAUUCCGGUGAAACCGGAUCACGAUUUAUUCUAAAAUAUUCCCCCGCGGCUUCCUACGGUGUCCCUCCGCUGUUCGGCCGGAUCUCUCCGGUGAUUUCACCAAAUAAAUGCUGGAAAAAGCAUCCUCUGAGUCAUCUCCUUCAAUGCCCCCUAUAUUCAAGUUACCCUUACACCGUUUAGUUUAGUACACCAGCUUCGGUCCACCGGGAGGCGGAGGGGUUUAGGCCCGGAGCGGUGGGGGGGGGAUGGGAACUAGAACCGGAACCGAGCUCAACACGGCCGGAUUGGUACUGAACACCGACAGAGGAACCGACAGAGACCAGUUCGAAGACGUUACCGAGGUGUUGUACAGCGGCUCCGACCAGGACUCUGACUCUGGGGAUGACGAGGACACAUGCGUGGACAGGAGAGGCGUGAAGCGGGAGAGGAGCGAGCGGGAGGUCGGACAUCAGUCCACCUCCUCCGGUCACGCCGGGCUCCGCCCCGGGGCGCCGGGAGCCAAACCCGGCAAGAAAACCCGAGGACGAGUGAAGAUCAAGAUGGAGUUCAUAGACAACAAACUGAGGCGCUACACGACAUUCAGCAAGAGGAAGACAGGCAUCAUGAAGAAGGCGUACGAGUUGUCCACGCUCACCGGUACGCAGGUGUUGCUGCUGGUCGCCAGUGAGACGGGUCACGUGUACACCUUCGCGACCAGGAAGCUGCAGCCGAUGAUCACCUCAGAGACGGGUAAGGCUCUGAUCCAGACCUGCCUCAACUCGCCAGACUCUCCUCCGCGCUCCGACCCGACCUCCGACCAGAGGAUGAGCGCCACGGGCUUCGAGGAGACCGACCUCACAUACCAGGUGACCGAGGCCGAGGGGGGCCCCGAGGCUGUCAAGGAUGUGAUCAAACCAGCGUUCACGUCCUCCUCUUCCUCCUCGUCCACCGUGUCCAUGCAGGUGCAGACCGGCGCCCCCUCCUGGCAGCCCCCCCCCUCCUCCUCCAACGGGACGGUGUUGAAGACGUCGGCCGGGGUCAUGCUACCUGGAGGCUUCACCUUGAUGUCAGGUGUCUCGCUGCCCCCCGGCACACACACCAUCCCCCUCAGCCAGCUGCAUGGCCAGCCUCUGAGCAUCCAGGUUCAGACCUCCACCAAUCAGAGCAGCUCAGACAUCCACUCCACAGGUCUCUGUUUCUCUGCAGCCAGUCUUCCUGCCCCCGUGAUGUCGUCCUCUUCGUCCUCUUCAUCCUCUACAUCAGUGGCAGGUCACAUGAUGUACCCUGGCGGUCACACAGUGAUGUACGCGACACCGACAUCAUCACUGAGUGACAGCGGACUCACCGUCCUCAACACUUUCCCCCCGACAAGCCAGUCACAUGACCCAGGUUCUUUUCCUCAGGUCUUCUUCACCUCCCUUCCUCCGGUUGCUGCUCAGAUCCCCGUCUCUGCAGUCCAGCUUCACCCGAUGGUGAUCAGUCAGCAGAGCACCAGUAACCUGACGGAGUUGCAGCUCGUCAGUCUGGACGUCCACCAGUCAAAGGACAACUGACUGUCACAUGACUGUCUCUCUUCCUGUUUCCUGUUCAUUGGACGCUUCACACAGGAAGUGACGGAGACAUCUGAGAUUUCCACAAUAAAGUGUCAGAGAGUAUUUUGAGAAGAACAAACAUUCAAACUCUUCUCAAAUAUUCAGCUGUUAUUUAGUGAUGAUGUCAUUGUGAACACACUCACCUGUGUGUUCACGAUGACAUCAUCUAUCUGUUCUCUCUGUCACAGUAUGAUGUCAUCAUUUUAAAACAGGAAGUUCAGUCAAAAUCAUGUUGACUUCAGCUUCCUGCUGCACCAGGUUCAGGAUUCAAUGUGAGCAGGUUUAACAUGGACCUCGUCAGACCUGCAGGACCUCGUCAGACCUACAGCACCUCGUCAGACCUGCAGGACCCCUGCAGGACCUCGUCAGACCAACAGGACCUAGUCAGGACCUCGUCAGACCUGCAGGACCUCGUCAGAACUACAGGACCUCGUCAGACAAGCAGGACCUUGUCAGACCUGCAGGAACUCGUCAGGACCUCGUCAGACCUGCAGGACCUAGUCAGGACCUGACUUAUCUUGUAGCCCUAGUUCAGUCCUCAGCUGUCUGACCUCGUGUUUAUUUAUUCAUACAGCUGUUGAAGAAAUCUAUCAAUCAAUAAUAAAAAUAAAAUAAAGUAUUUUAUUCACUGAGUCUGGUGAUCAGGUCUAAAAUAUGAUGGUAGUAUUCUGAAUACCAGAAUAUUCUGAUAUAAAAAAUACUAGAUUACUCUAAAUCAGCGGUUCCCAAACUUUUUAAGCCACGC